Messenger RNA from Aquila chrysaetos chrysaetos, 7266 nucleotides. RefSeq names its product thyroid hormone receptor beta (gene THRB). Gene Ontology annotation, biological process: positive regulation of transcription by RNA polymerase II; thyroid hormone receptor signaling pathway; retinoic acid receptor signaling pathway. Bases 746 to 1855 code for a protein of 369 amino acids. The record is from RefSeq and is a predicted model, not a curated record. NCBI's taxonomy places the organism in Eukaryota, Metazoa, Chordata, Aves, Accipitriformes, Accipitridae. Gene Ontology annotation, molecular function: nuclear receptor activity; zinc ion binding; RNA polymerase II cis-regulatory region sequence-specific DNA binding. The transcript is spliced from 9 exons.
UUCUUAAUACUUCCGUUACAAUUCUUCAAUUUGCAUUUCAAACAAUGUGCUAUGGAAGUGAAAACAUUAAUCAUAGCAUUCCUAAUCAGUUCAUCUUCUGUACCUACUAGUUUAGCAAAAUGUGAGGGAGAAUACAUGAAACCUAUGAACCUAUGAAACCUGAGGAACCUAUGAAACUCAAGCUGAAAGAGGGCUAGAGAUAUGCAGGAUCUUCCAAACAUUCCCUGAUUUUUAUAUUAAUGGAUUAGUAAACAAAUAAUGGCAAGAAGAAGAGGAUCCACACAAAGCUUUCAACAUACUAGCUAAAACUUUGCACUUGUCUGCCAUGUAGUGGCUAUAAUUCAAAUGAGAAAUUGGGGGCUGUAAUAUUGAGUCCGUUAUAUAAAUGGUAUUAUGAGCUGGGUUAUCUUCCUUUUGUGAAUUAAAGUUUUAGCUGUAGUUAAUAAAUGUUAAGAGGUUUGGUCUAGCCAUUUUUGGAAAAUGACAGAAUACAAGAGGCACGUGGUUACUUCAGACAGAUGUUUUCCUUCAGGUUUCUAGAGAUGGGCGCAAGAGAAACCCUUGACUUUCUUCUAUAUGGCUAGGUCCUGGUGGUUACCCUUGAUCAAGCUCAUGGUAAAGUAAAACUUCAGGAAGUUUACCAGUCCUCCUGGUGAAGUGAAAGAACAGAACAUGAAGCUCUAAGAAGGUGACACUGGUGAAAGAAGAAGAACGAGAAUGAUUACAUAUCCAUAACUCCAGCAGUAUGUCAGGGUAUAUACCCAGUUACUUAGACAAGGAUGAGCUAUGUGUAGUAUGUGGGGACAAAGCCACCGGAUAUCAUUAUCGCUGCAUCACUUGCGAAGGUUGCAAGGGUUUUUUUAGAAGAACCAUUCAGAAAAACCUCCAUCCAACCUAUUCCUGUAAAUAUGAAGGAAAAUGCGUGAUAGACAAAGUAACAAGAAAUCAGUGCCAGGAAUGUCGCUUCAAAAAAUGUAUCUUUGUUGGCAUGGCAACAGAUUUGGUGUUGGAUGACAGCAAGCGGUUGGCAAAGAGGAAGCUGAUAGAAGAAAAUCGAGAGAAGAGACGUCGGGAAGAGCUGCAGAAAACCAUUGGACACAAACCGGAGCCAACGGAUGAGGAAUGGGAGCUCAUCAAAAUUGUUACUGAAGCACAUGUGGCCACCAAUGCGCAAGGAAGCCACUGGAAGCAGAAAAGGAAAUUUCUGCCAGAAGAUAUCGGGCAGGCACCAAUAGUUAAUGCCCCAGAAGGUGGGAAAGUCGAUUUAGAAGCCUUCAGCCAGUUUACAAAAAUUAUCACACCAGCGAUUACAAGAGUGGUGGAUUUUGCCAAAAAGUUGCCUAUGUUUUGUGAGCUGCCAUGUGAAGACCAGAUCAUCCUUCUGAAAGGCUGCUGUAUGGAGAUAAUGUCCCUCCGAGCAGCAGUUCGCUAUGACCCCGAGAGUGAGACUUUAACACUAAAUGGGGAGAUGGCGGUGACAAGGGGCCAGCUGAAAAAUGGGGGUCUUGGCGUAGUGUCUGAUGCCAUUUUUGACCUGGGCAUGUCUCUUUCUUCAUUUAACCUGGAUGACACCGAGGUUGCCCUUCUUCAGGCUGUUCUGCUCAUGUCAUCAGAUCGCCCAGGCCUUGUUUGCGUCGAGAGGAUAGAAAAGUGUCAAGAGGGUUUCCUCCUGGCAUUCGAACACUACAUUAAUUACAGAAAACACCAUGUUGCACACUUUUGGCCAAAACUGCUGAUGAAAGUGACAGACCUGCGAAUGAUUGGAGCCUGCCAUGCCAGCCGCUUCCUGCACAUGAAGGUGGAGUGCCCCACAGAACUCUUUCCUCCAUUGUUCCUGGAAGUGUUUGAGGAUUAGAGAGACUGGAGCGGUUCUCCGCACCCCCGUCGCACUACUGGCUGUCAUUUCAUCCCGUUGCCCGACUCUUCUCACCUCUGUUUGUUCCUCUUCUUCUUUCGUGCUCUUCUGUUUCUUGAGGCGGGGUUGGGUUUUUGUUUGGGUUUUCUUUUGGGGUUGCUGGGGGGCAGUUGUAUACACAUGGAUGAAAACAUCCCCUUAAUGCGGGUACUUGUGACUAUUGCAGUUUGUUCUUCGGUCCUUUGAUGUGAAUGCUUUGGCAGCUUAACAGUGAAAAUACAAACAGACCAAUCUCAUUCACCAGCACUUGCGUGGUCACCAGCUCACACACAUCAUUGCUUGGAAAAUAUGGGAGAGAAAUUGAAGUGGCAGAAAAUAAAUUGGCCUCCAAGUUAAAACAGCUAUUGUUAAUUUGACCCUGGCAAUUCUGUCUAGUAUUACCUCAUUUUGCAGGGCACAAGUGACCAAUUCGUGAGAUGAAAUUUCUAGUCUUUAUGGUUGUUUGUAUUGUGACAGUCACCAUUAUGAUCUAGGAUCUUCAUCAUCAUCAUGAUCCCAUCAUUAUCUGAGGAUUGUUCCAACAGAUACAGUUUAACUGUGCCCCAUAAAUCAAGUACUUAAAAUAAUGCAGAGUGUUAGAAGGGACUGACUUUUUUUUUUUCCAUGUGUAUAAGAAAGUAAGAUCCUUCAGUUCUUACUACAUUUGAACUCCAAGUAACUUCACUGGAAGGUCUGUUGGAGUAAGGAGGGGAAUUUGGUCCUCUGAGGUGCUUUUCCAGAGAAUGAAGUCUGCUUUUUCUGAGGUGUGUGGAAAACUUGUCACUCUGAGGGAGAAGGCUCUCUGUCAGGAUAGCAGGCUUUCCUCAGAGUUAUUCAGGGGUAUGAAUGCUCACAGAAUGAGGACAAGGAGAACGAAACGUUCAGGGUGACCUUCAGAUGGGACAGAAACCAACUGUGUUAUUAAUGACACUCAAGACUGUACAGCUUUAUCCCAGUAAUACAGUGUUGCUUGGCAGUAAUCUUUUGUUUUUUAUAUAUAUAUAUAAAGAUUAUAUGCACGUAUAUAUAUAAUUUUAUAUAUAUAUAAUUACAAAUGUUCAGCAGAUGUCUUAAACAUAUUUCCGUAUUUUUAUCUUCUCUCUCUCCUUCUCUCACCCUCUCCUGUGUGAGUAUGCGUUUAUGUGUGUUGAUCAGCUAGGUUCUCCCUCCUUGGUGUCUGUAUGUGUUUCAUUUGGCUAGAUUCUCUCUUGAUUCCUUUAAUUUAUUUCCACUAACUGCACUAGCAGGAACCGAACUGAGCAAUGACAGGAUGUCCUGCUGCCGAAAUCUGCAAGCCAGUACUCACAGUCCUGGAAUGUUUGGAGGCCGGUGAUGAGGGCAUUAUAGCUAGAGGUUCCUCUCUGUCAUCCAUCCCCAUUCAGGGGUGUUGUCCCUGGGUUUUAUAAACUUGAUAUUAAACCAUUCUCUGAAUUUGUAUGAUCCAUCAAAAGCAUCCUUCCGUUCUUCCUGGGAACCAGAGACUUAGUUCACGUAUUUUGCACUUCCUCAUACCCCAUGUUCUUUCAUGUUAUGCAUUCAUUUGUACCAGUUUCUUUCUCUGCUAUUUAUUGAUAUAUUUGCCUGGCAAGUCAGUGGGCAUUGUUAGAGUGGAUGUGUUGACUUUCAAAGCUCAUGGCCCAUAUCUAAACCCAUAUGUUAUGUGUUUAUCCCUUCAUGAAAACAUGAUACUCAGGAAAACUUAUCUCAUAGGUGGAACACAAUAUGUGUGUGUCAGGGGUUAAAUUCUUUCCACCCCUUUUUCCCUACAUCAUUGAUAUAGCAUUUGGAGUGUUAUUGGCUAUGUUUUCAGGGGUGUGGAAUCUUGUCCUCCAUGUUUUUUGAUACCAUAUGCACCUGUGAUAAGUUGUGAGCACUGAUGUUAUCACUUAGGGGUUUGUACCCAUAAUUUUGUGAGAACAUAAAACACAAUGGGGUGUUCAGGGGUUUUUUGCAGGUAGCAAGGAAGACAGACCAUUGGAAAUUUGUUCUUAAAUGUUUUCUGAAGUUCAGGAGCCUCUGUUGUGGGCUGUGUUUGCUCCAUCUUGAAGCAUACGUGUUAACAACAUCAGUCUAUCCAAAUUCCUUGUAGAGCACUAUGUCUUGGGGACAAGGAGUUAGAAACUUUCUAGCUUUUUGGAACAAGAGGCCAGGCAAUGUGAUGAACUCACAUGUACUCAUGCAGAAUCUCAGAUGAGGAGCAUCCAUAGCCAGUAAAGAGUGCUAGAUACCUGAUUUAGGGGUGGCUUGAUAGGGAACUGAUAGCAUAUAGGGAAAGCAGAAAAACAGCUGAUCCAUUAUUUGCAUCUAUACCCACAGUGGCUUGCAAAGAAAAGAGAAAUGUGCAUGUCUUUUGGAGUUCUAUCCUGCCUGGGAUCUGAGCAUGGAGUGCCUCCUGAAGCCAGCGCAAGUAUCUCACCUGUUCGCUAAAUGUGAGCUUAGUGUACAAGCUUUUCACUGUGCUGUGGAUGAGACCCAGGAGAAAAAAGUCACAUUUCUCCCAGUAGUAUUCACAAUGAUCUCACUACAAGGUCCAUGGUGCUUCAUGUAUUUUUCAGAGCUUCAGUUCCUGGAGUUGUGCUGCUGCUUAAGAAGUUCAGUCUGUCAUUAACAUCAAGAAUUCUUACCCUUUGGGCUAUAAAGAAAAUCAGUAGCCUAAAUGUUAAUUAUUUAGGUGGGAAGUCACUACUCAACAGUGACUUAGCACGUAACUAUUGGGGCCCUCAUAACUGGCUUUUGAACACUUGGGAUUGUCAAGACUGCAUUAAUCAAAAAAUAAAUAAAGAUCAGAGGUUAGAAAAAACUGUGAGAGUUACUGGAUUGAUUUGGGGAAGCAGCAAGACAUGAAAGAACUUGAAAUACCCUGGACAGAACUGCAGUUUGAGACAGUGUUGAGAAUUAACACUUGGCACACUGGCUGCUGUAAAAAUCAUUGCUUAUACGGGAACUUGUCCCCCAAGGUCUACCAUGGCAAGUUACAAAGUUUUAAAACAGCCUUCGUAAAUGGAUGUCUGAAUUCAGGCACGUAAGCUGCAUUUAGACAUCCGAGCUAAUGGCCUGACUUCCCAAGAUGCUGAUGCAGUUUGGAGUUGUGCUUAAUCAGGGUUCAGAAAAUCAGGCCUCCUUCCUUAGGUGAUUGCAGAUGGACUGAAGUGCCUAAAAUCAGGCAACCAACUUUGACAGGUUUGGCAGUGCUUUACGCAGAAAGGACAUAAUGUCAACAUGCUUUUCUAAGCUUUAUAGAUUAAGUUGAAGUCUGGCAUUAAUUAACAGAGGGGGAUUAGUAGUAUUCCUCAAUUGAAAACUAAGACCAAGCUCUUAGUUUGACAGAUUUGAUGUACUGACAUCUAAUGGCCUCUGAUCUCCUACCAGUCUUAUUUUGUGUGACUUCAUUGACUCCCUCAGUAUGACUCCUGAUUUAUGUGAUCAUGAGGGCAAAACUAGAUCACAUGAGGAUACUUUUGCAGACUCUUACCAGUGGAUACUGACCUUAGUUCUGCAAAGACAUACUUGUUUUUAAAUAUCAGUGGUCUCAAGCCAUUGUAGGCUUGAGCCACUGGAUUGACCAUCUGAGUGGCAGACAUCAGUACUACAGUCAGCAGCCUUUGUAGUAACUGGCCUUCUGAGUGAAAUAACAAACGUGCACUUUCCAGUACAGUCCAGAGUCUCGUUUCUGAUGGUGCCACGUAACUCUCAUGUUUGCUUUAUGGUCUACGUGUGGGUCUUACAUAGAAGAUUCUUCCUGUCAAACCUGAUUGUCACCAUUCAUGGUUUUGCCCUGAGUAACACAUGCAUUUAGAUAUUCAUUUCAUGUGUAAUCUCAGUUAAGUUAUGAUAUUUAUAAUGACAUACAUAGUGUGUGAUAAUGAUUUUUGUUUACAUUCUGCCAAAAUGUAGACGUUAGAGUUAGACCUCCAGGUCCCAAAUCAUCCUUGAGCACGCUGCUUGCUUCCUCAGAGGCAGGCAUCAGAAAGAGGAAAAAACUGUCCAGAAAGACCAUUUAUAUCAGUAAUCUGCCAAGACAGGGCUGUUGAUCACAAGCGGAGCAUGUCGUUGCUAGUGAUGUAUUUUUAUGCUAUGGAACUCUAACCUGUAUGUGUCAUAUUGACUUCUUGCUGCAUGAAUCAUAAAUUAUAAAAAUCAGUCUUACGGUUUUGAGAUGUAGCCAGCAUUCCUAAGGCUAAACCUUUUUCAUUGACAGAAUCAAAAUCCACAACCAAGAAACGUAUUCCUCUCACUGUGAGAGCAAUUGAAAGUGUUCAACAUUUAUCUUUUCACAAAGGAAGAGGCGACAGGACCUCUUAAUGUGUCUUGUUAUUGUGAUCAUCUGGAAAUGAUUGCCAGACGUUUCCUUUUGAUACAGCAAUGAAGUGAUCCGUAUUUAAAUUUUAUAGAGAGAAUUUUAUUCUAGUGUGAUAGAGAUUUAUUUUCCACUUAAAGACUCAAAACGGUGUGAGCACAUUUUUUUACUGCGGUAUAUUUUUGCUUUAAAAUUAAAAACAAAAAAAAGGUUUGGCCUUAUCACAAAGUUUUAGUGUGUCGUAUAGAUGUUAGCAAAUGCAAAGAGUAUGCAUUAUUUGUGUGUAUCCACAUUGACUGAUGUCGCCUUCAAAAAGCAAUAUUGUGCAGGUAAUAAGUUGUUUGUGACUGUCCAUUGCACAGUUUACCUUCUUUAAAAGCUAACCUUGUUUAUGCACAAGACAAUCAAAUGUAAAUCUACAUCAGCACCCGGGUGUAGAUUAAAUUUAUGUAAAUUACUGAGCACAAUGUAAAACAUUAAAAGACACUUUAUUUAAUUACACAUUUAAUGUUGGUAAAGAUAGUAUCAGGGCAUGAACUAGCUGACAUACUGUAAUUUCUUUUUCUCUUUUCCUACUUCCUUAGCACUCUUCAGUUUUAGUUUGCUCAUAAAUACAUCAAAUUAGUCAUUCGUAAUUUUUUUUAAAAGAAGGGUGGUUUGGGUUGUUUAUUUGUUUUUAUGAAGUUGGUUGGGAGGACUUCUUACUUUGUCUAUGAGGUUUGUGGGUUUUGCUUAUUUGGUUUAUUUUUUUAUAUCAGUUUCGUGCCCUGAGGGUAAGGCAAACAUUACACCGUACGGUAAAAAACAAAGUACCUUGGAUGAUGUAUUUUUUUGCAAACAGUGUUAAGAGUUAUGCUAGAUUGGUAAUAUUUUUUCAGCCUAAAAUAUAUUAAAAAAAAAAUCUGUGAUCACAAAUGUUUUAAACUAUCUAAAGAGAAAAUUUGUAUAUUUGGGGGAAGAAAAUAAUUUUUACAUAGCUUUUGUAUGCAGAUAUUAAAAUGUAAUUAUGAAUAUAGUGGGCAUAGAUAACUGUGUAAGCUUGAAUUCUAAAAAAGAAAAAGCUUAUAACUGAAAA